CCAAAUUUCAUCUUCGAAGUUCCAAUUGAGUGAGUCGUGAGAGCCUCGAGUCACGGGCGGAGAGCCACACCCACCGCUGCAACAAUUCCAGCGGUCCGGCCAACCCUGCUAGCAUUCAACUGGAUAAAAUCUAAGAGUCUGACACGCUAAGAGAGAGGCCUUCCAUCGCUGCAAAACCAGAAAAGCUCGCGCCUUCAUUCUCAGUUGAACAACUCGAACCAGACGAGAAAACGUAGCUGCUUGGAUUCAGCUGUCCCUCGACUCCUGGACUCCCUCCAGUUGCUGCCCUGUUUUGAAUAUGGGCUACCUGCUGCCUGUCAGUUUGUAAAGAGCUGGGAGGUUCUUCAUUUGAAAUUUCUGUUGACAACAGAGAGUCCAGGAGGUCUUCUUCAAGCUUUAUUAUUCUCUUCAAGUUCUUAUCUAUUUUUCAAGUCUAUAUCCAAGGAAUACUACUGCUACAGAUGAUUCAGGCCUGAACUUUGCAUCGCAUGGUAUGACAUGGGCCAUGCCCAAGCUUGAGUGGUAAUUCGGCAGGCCCUGUUGUGGUGAUUCAAUAGAUUGGUUGGUGGUGAUUCCCAGGACAUAUCCUCCUUUCUUCCAAUCUUCUUCCAUCUUUCUAAGUUGCUGAACUCAGGAUCUGUUUUCAUUGGAUCAAAAUGGAUGACCCUAUGAGGCAACUGCAACAGAACUUAAUUGAGGUUGAGACUGAAGCUGAGAGACUUCUUUUGGCGAGACACCAGCUAGUUGAAAAUGAUAGAGCUAGAAAUGGAAAUAGAGAGGCACUGACAGCACUUCGGAAGAGAGCACGAACUACAAAGACCAGUGUGCCAUCCCCUUUUGAGUCAAUAAUGAGGGAGAUCAAAGAUCCUGAAUCAAGGCCUCUGGUGAAGGAGGUUUGCACCACAUGUGGAAAUCAUGAUUCAAAGGAGCAUACUUGGAUGAUAUUCCCAGGGACAGAUGUCUUUGCACAGAUUCCAUUUCACGCAGCUCAUACAAUAUUGGAGAAAGAUCAAGAACGACUUGACUAUGAUACGAAGAAACUACAAAGUUUUGUGAAGGAGAAGUCCCUUCAGAUUUCAGAAAUGGGUGUUCUUGCUGACAGUAUUGGACCAGGUACACUCAGAUCGCUGGUUACAUUAACUGACAAAUCAAAGUAAGUUUUGUAAGACAAAGUAACAGUAUAGCACUUGUUUUUACCAUCUUCAUUUUCCAAUGAUAGUUACGUCCCUUAGGAGGUGAAUUAUUUUAGGGAUUUGUUGGGUGGUUUUGUUUGUGGUCACUCUUCAGAGGAAAUGUAAUUAUGUGUCUUGUCAUGCUGAGAUACUUGAGGGAUCAUAAAUUUUUUUAGGGAUUUGUUGAGGGUUUUUGUUUGUGGUCACUCUUCAGAUGUAAUGUAAUUAUGUAUCUUGUCAUGUUGUCA
Messenger RNA from Macadamia integrifolia, 1420 nucleotides. RefSeq lists its product as uncharacterized. The transcript is spliced from 7 exons. Bases 657 to 1157 code for a protein of 166 amino acids. The record is from RefSeq and is a predicted model, not a curated record. NCBI's taxonomy places the organism in Eukaryota, Viridiplantae, Streptophyta, Magnoliopsida, Proteales, Proteaceae.